Plasmodium inui San Antonio 1 is the source of this 1533-nucleotide messenger RNA. RefSeq lists its product as hypothetical. The coding region runs from base 1 to 1533 and encodes 510 amino acids. Lineage: Eukaryota; Apicomplexa; Aconoidasida; Haemosporida; Plasmodiidae. The transcript has a single exon. The record is from RefSeq and is a predicted model, not a curated record.
AUGCGCGUUAACCAACUCGAUGGAGAAAUUGCACCCAUAAAAGAGAGGAACUCAAAGGAUAAACGUAAAAAUGGAAAACUUGUGCAAGGACAUGACGAAUCAAAGGGGUACACAAAAUUGGGAAGAAACCCCCAUGUGCGAAAAGACUUAACGAGAGAAAGGUAUCGCAUACGUGAGGACUACACAGGUUAUAAGCAAACGUUCUAUCAAAAGGGGUGUCAAGUUGAAACCAAGAUGGUGGAAGAGUCCAAUGCUAAGGAGGAUACUUGGCUGAAAUCCCCCUGCAAUGAUACAGAGCAUUACAAAAUCAUGUCCAGCACUGAAACAGUCCUGUCUUCAAAUGACAGUGUUACGGACAUGUACGAAAAAAAUUACAAAUACUUCGCAGUGAGGAAAUCUUCUCUCAGUGAAGAGUCCCCAGUAGCAGCAUCUGAGUGGCAACAUAAUUUGAAGUUGGACAGCAUCAGGAGCAACCAAAAUGAUGUGAAUGAUGCCUUCCGAGAGAAUAGACGAAUCGUUAGGCUUCCCAAAACGCAUAGAAUGAGUGAACCUCUCAAUGGGAACAAACACACAGAGGAAAACGCUUCAACGGAGAAACACCCUUUGGCAGAGAGAAAUGCUUUAACGGAGGAUGCCAAAGAGGAAAAACACAAAAAAGACAAUCCGGUGGUGUACAUGCCAAAUCAUGUCUACCUGGAAAGAAGCAAUGUGGUGGUUCCAGAAAAAAAUAGCAUAAGCAACUUCAACCCGCUAGUUCAUGUCAGUAAUAUACACUAUUACUAUAACCCCUGUGAGAGGCAAAACUGUAAUGACAAUCACUUCAGUUAUGAUUGCCCCUAUAAUGGUCGGAAUAGAUCAUUUCGUUAUGGUUGUCACCCCUUUUGUGAGCCGCAUGACGGUAAGUGUCUUCAUGCAGCAGACCACGUUAGCCCAAAUAAGGAUAACUUUUAUAUGAACAAAAAAUACUCACUAGAAAUCGAUAAUUAUAUGAAAGGCAUGUACUUCACGAAUAGGUCCUAUAUAGAGAAAGAACUGAGAAAAAAAUGGAGCCAUUAUUUUCGGCCCCUUAAGAGGCCCUUCCGUGGAGAGGGUUCCAACAGGGGGGCCAUUGCCUCUGAUGGCCUCCUCCGUAAACGUGAAAGUGGUUCUAGCGGCGGGUUGGGAAGCGGGAUGAGCGGCGAAUUCAGCUUCGGAUUAAGCGUUGACCCCGUUGAUCGGCUCAACGGCCAAAGCCACGCCCAAUGGGCAGAGCAUCAAACCCGCUCGCACACCUUGAGGAAGGGACGGAAAUGUAAAGGGGAAGAAUAUCACCGAAGAAAAAAUGCCGACCACGAGGGCCCAUCAUGUCCGAGCAAGAAGAAUUUAUUUUCCCAAUUCCUUAAAAAUCUCAAGUUGUUGGGAUAUGCCCUAUUUUUUUGCUUCUUCAUGAGCAACGAAAAUAAGGCAAUAAAGGAAAAACAGAACUCCAGGCGCGGCUGGAAAAAGGCCUUUUCGCACUCAUCCUACCUUAAGAGUGAAAGGAAGCGAAAAUAG